AUGGAGCAAUGGGUUCCGUUGUUCGACAUUUUCAUGAAUAGCCCAACACCAGAAACCGAGGCAUCUCUCUGGCUGCAACAAAAUUUCAAUGCGACAACAGCGUCAUCAUCAACAGCAACUCCAAUCACUACAAGCUCUUUCCUCUCUUUGCUUACCAAACCCUGCAACCCGAUUGUCAAAGACUCAUCUUUUUCUUCAGCUACCACAUCAAAAAGGAUUAUGUUUAUAGAGACUCUACCAGGUAUGGUUCAGUCAAGAAUAUUGUCGUUUCUUGCUUUGGAGAAUAAGAGGUUUAAUGCGAAGGAGUUAUCUAAGUUAGCACGUAAUUUGUUGAGCGAAAGUCAAGGGCUUGAUCUUUGGGUGAAGAAAUCAGCACGGAACCUGCUCGAUAGAAUGUCUGAACCAAAAUAUGUUAACGAGUGGAUUCCCGAUUUUAGUCUGGACUCUCGUGAAGAAAUAGUCGAAGAGUUCGAGUACUUGCCGGAUUGGCUCAAUGACAUGGCUGCAGCUGAUGAUCCGCUUCUGUAUUGGCUACCUUUAUCCGGAGCUGAUUUUUGUCCGAGGUUUUAUAGCUCGGACAAUGAUGAGACAUUGUUCAGUCAAGUUGAAGAAAACAAAGACAAUGGUUUGAAGGAAGUCGAGGACAAGACGGAGGUGGUUAGCGCUCUGAAUGUGUCUUUAGAUCCUGAAAUUGAAACUACGGCUGUUAGUUUGAGAGACAGGAUUAUAAACUUUGAGUCUACUUUCAAAGCUGUAGAUUUAGCAAAUGAAACUCGCCAACUUUGCUUGGACAAAGGAGUGAACCCUUUACAAGUUAUGAGUUUGAUCGAGCCUUGGAAAGCCGAGGAUGAGACUGCGUCGGUGCUAAUUUCUCAUCUUUCGAGUGGGGAUGAAGAUGAGCUUGCUUGGCCAAGUCAGGUUCUCUGCUCAAUCGUGCUUCCCAAGUUCUUGGUUCUAGCAGAGCCAGCUUCUCGCCUGCUACUGACUUCGACGAUCAGGUAUUGCAAGCUUCAUCAGAGGGCUGCAGCACACGGGUUAUUGCUUCCACUCGUAUUGCGAAGAGAGGGUAUCAAUAACCCGAUCUGUGACGUGAUUACCAGGAUCCUGAAGGAAUGCCUGCACCCGGCUCACGUUUCCGCCUUCUGCCGGACACUUCUUUGCGGAGGAGAAGUGGAGAGGAGAUUCAUCUUGCUUCCAUGUCACGAAUCGCUCGUCUCAAACGAAUUGGUAUGGACAGAUUCAUUGUUUAACCUUUUACACAACAUCUUAAAUCAUAAUGUUCACUUAACUCAGGAUUCUGUUGAUCGUCUAGUGUACCGUGUUAGGGAAAUGGCUGAAAGAUUUUCCAAAUCUUUAAAAUUUGGGAAUUUCGUGUUAUGUUUGGUCACUAAAUGUUCUUCGCUGCUCAAGUCGCAUAAGAGCUUAUUGACCGAAGCGGUUGAGUGCACCGAUACCCUUGUUACAAAAUCCAUAUUAUUUAGAAUAGCUAGCUUAUAAAUAUUAGA
Molecule: messenger RNA, 1505 nt
Organism: Hibiscus syriacus
Lineage: Eukaryota; Viridiplantae; Streptophyta; Magnoliopsida; Malvales; Malvaceae
Exons: 2
Coding region: 1-1497 (498 amino acids)
Biological process (GO): interstrand cross-link repair
Cellular component (GO): Fanconi anaemia nuclear complex
Source: RefSeq, a predicted model, not a curated record